UAAAUACUAUAUAGGAGCGUUUCAGUUUUGGAAAUCUAUCAAGCGGUUCACUAAUUUACUUUGUAACAUUAGAUUGUGGGAUCUAUACUAAACCCACGUCGGAAGUUACGUAUUUCGAUUGUCUCGAUCACUCAGUGUACCGAGUUGUGCCCAUGAAGAUGGCUCGAAGCGGAGCGUCUGCAUGCUUGAUAAAGGAGGACGGGAAUAAGAAGAUAAAUGUGUUUGGAGGGGUCGCUGCUGAUGAUUCCUCAAACUGGGUAGAGGUAUUUGAUCUGGAAACCGCAACUUGGGAGUUGUUGUCUGUGUCUACCCCCAAGAAUAAUAUGCCUCUCAAAAUCCAACAAAGUAUGGUGAUGGAGGACAGGAAGCGUGUCUACACGGUCGACGAGGAUGGCGAAAUCUUUAUUUUCUCAACUAGUGAAUGUGCGUUUUGGACAGGCGGAGAAAAAGAAUCUGACCCGGAAAAUAAAAACGAUUGGCGUUUGUUUGGUCAGGUAUUUUUAUGCCGUGGUAUCGGCGGGAGAAUACUGUGGCGUGGUCUAUCUGAGUCGGAUUGGAAGGAAGUCAAGGGUUUAGAAGAAGAACUCCGUGGUGUUGAUAUCAUCAAAAUCUGCCCCUUCUCUCCUCAGAGGAUAGCCAUCUUCUGGCUCCGUGGUCCUGCUUAUCAGACUUUGCAGCUUUGGUUUGCCGAGAUUUCCCUCGAGAUGACAAAACGCCAGGAGGUAUGGGGUUUUUGGGGGAACAUUGAAUCUUCUGGUCCUGUCCUCUCUGACUCAUCAUAUACUGGCCUUAACUUGUUAUUUGCUGAUUCUCUCUAUCUCUGAAUAUAUAUAUUCCUCAACCCUUUUGUUUUCUUAAUUCCAAACCUGUUUUAACU
Molecule: messenger RNA, 877 nt
Organism: Raphanus sativus (radish)
Lineage: Eukaryota; Viridiplantae; Streptophyta; Magnoliopsida; Brassicales; Brassicaceae
Product: putative F-box/kelch-repeat protein At4g39756
Exons: 1
Coding region: 153-824 (223 amino acids)
Molecular function (GO): protein binding
Source: RefSeq, a predicted model, not a curated record